Durusdinium trenchii is the source of this 2624-nucleotide messenger RNA. Lineage: Eukaryota; Dinophyceae; Suessiales; Symbiodiniaceae. The record is from the annotation of a GenBank genome assembly.
AUUUCAUGCUCAAGAUCUCAGUUUGCGACGGGUUUGCCAAAGCAAAUCAGCGGCAAUGUUCUGCCACCGUUGCUAAACAUGCCGGCUUCAUGACCGCAAGGUCUCGUCGGUCAUUCUGGUUCGGCCAAGCUGCGCGAUAUUUGUUGCUUGUUGGUGCCAUUGCUUGCUUAUGCGGGUUUGGUUUUCUGUGGCGGGUGCACAAUGGAGCGAUGCAGACAUAUGGUGAUGACACCACCAAGAACAGUCAGCAACGGAUAGGCUUGCUGGACCAACAAUUGCGCAAACUCCUUGCCAGCCCUGGGCUGCCGGCUGUCUCGCCCAUAUCGUUGCCACUGCCUACGGCGUCGUCCGCCGAAGGCUGGUCAGGAUCAUUUGCAUCAGAAGGGCCACUUGACAUGAUAGGCUUGUCGCAAGGAGAUGCAGACAACCAAGAGACCGACCCUGAAGAAGGGAGUAGCGCAGGUGAUACAGAUUGCCACGACACACACCCAAAUGCUGACAGUCCUGACAUGCUCCACGUCGUGUUUGCAUCUGAUGCAAACCAAGCAGAAGGAGUCCAGGCAAGCGUGGCAUCUGUUGUGUCAUCCACAGCAUCACCGGAUGAGCUAACAAUUCACAUCAUUGUGCAAGCGCAGUCUUUGAAUGACUUCAAGAUGCGUUUUGGAAUUCGUCCAGAGUGCCAAGCAACUGUCAGCGUGACGGGCGUUCUCAUCAAGGUUCAUGCCGUUGAUGGACGCCUAAUUGAGAAAUCAGUGGCAAAGGUUUCGUCAAAUUUACGCAAGGAGCGAGGGGCGAUAGAUACGCCAGAAAAUUUUGCGCGCUUUUAUAUGCAUUUGAUUCUGGAGAGGGCAGUUGUUAUAUAUUUGGAUGCAGAUACGAUUGUGCAGGCAGACCUAGCUGAAUUGCGGAAGCAGCUUUUGGCCAGUGGGAAGACGAUUGGCUUUGUCUCUCGAGAGUCCGAGGUCAAGAUGGAUAAGUUUCUCAAGAAGCCAAAAGGCUGCAGUGCCCAGCUGGGAGCGAGUUGGAAGAAAUUGAUAGCCUUGCAAGCGUUCAACGUUGGGGUUUUUGCAGUGAACUUGCAGCGUUGGAAAGAACAGCAUGUUGCUGAGAGAGUGGAAGAACUGGUGACGCAGCACAACCGGUGUGGUGGCCAGCUUUGGGUUGGCGGCUCCCAGCCUCCCCUGCUGCUGGCCUUCCUGAACCUGAAGCAGGGUGAAGAGAAGGAUUACAUCGUUUUCCCUGCAGAGUGGAACUAUGGUGACUUGGGUUGGCGCAAGGGCAUUUCAGCAUCAAAGCUUCAGUCGAAGAAAGUCUUGCACUGGAAUGGAAACCGAAAGCCCUGGAAGACGGAAGGUUUGUACAAGGAAAUGUGGCUUCCACACCGUCAACGAUUUGAUUCCUUGCUCAAGCCAUAUAGUGCCAGUGACACUGGUGGGUCUACUCAGCGGCCAGAUGUGAAGGACAAGCCUCCACCAAAAAAGAAAAGUAAAGGGCCGACAAGCACCACGACGCUGAGCCCUGAAGAGAUUGCUGCAAGGAAAGCAUGUCCUUCGGUGCUACUUUUAGAUGAAUGGAGUGAGGGCUCGCAAUGUACCAUUGGGAAAACCUAUGGCUGUGCAAGCGAGGGGAUGUAUGUGGGAGCUGGAUGCUCUGGCCUAUUCAGCGUGUCCGGCAAAGCCACUGUCUGUGGAGUUGGGCGAAGUAAGUGCGAACCAGGAGCUCUGCCUAAAGUUGCUGAUUGUGGGCUGAUGGUCCUUACAAGCUACUUUACCACAAAGAAAGACUGGCAACGUGGCAAAUAUGCAAAGCCGUCCUUUUCUAAAAUUCAGAAGCUCUACCAGACAGCCAUCACAAAUGGGCUGGCUGUGAGUGUCCUGUAUGAUUCCUUGCCUCAGGAUUUCAUAGAUGCGUACGCUUCCCACCGUUUCCGCUUUGUGCAAGUAAACUUGACAGAGUUCGACAAGAGGUACGGUGUAAAUGACGUCCGGUACUUCUUUUUCCAUCGCCUUCUCAACCAGAAUUCCGAUUGGAAAUCUGUCUUUAUUGUGGACGCUUUUGAUGUGCGAUCUGGGAUGAAUCCCUGCUCUGGGAUCCAGCCUGGCAAGAUUUUUGUCGGAGGUGAGCAAGACAGGCUCAAGAAGCAUCCAUGGAUGAAAGCACGCUUCCAGAAAAUGGGUGGCAAGUACAACCAAUGGUAUACCAGCAAGGUCACAGACAAAAUGAAGAUCCUGAACUGCGGCAUCACUGGGGGCCAGCGGGAUGUCAUGCUGAAAUUCCUCUCCCGGAUGGUGCAGGUUUUGCAGGAUCCAGCUUUAGCAAUUCGUCAAAAAAACGAAGACAUCAACUUGAAUAUGGCAGCUUUGAAUUACAUUUUGUACACGGAGUUUGACGGCAAGUUCCAAUAUGGACCGCCGGUCCAUUCGGUGUACAAAAGGUUUGAGAAUCGACGCAAAGAUGUGUGGUGGGUGCACAAAUGAAGGAUCAUACUGCUGAAGCAAGGGCUGAAGCAAGAAUUGGCAAAUUUGCGUCUGGCCUUCAUCAUGCAGAUUCUUUGCCAUGACCAAGAUGGUCCUUGUGGGGCAAAGUUGUUUUUCCCUGGCAUGAUGAGUGUUCGGGCGAAAGAA